Molecule: messenger RNA, 1784 nt
Organism: Melanotaenia boesemani (Boeseman's rainbowfish)
Lineage: Eukaryota; Metazoa; Chordata; Actinopteri; Atheriniformes; Melanotaeniidae
Product: ubiquitin-conjugating enzyme E2 D2-like
Exons: 7
Coding region: 379-822 (147 amino acids)
Biological process (GO): protein polyubiquitination; ubiquitin-dependent protein catabolic process
Cellular component (GO): nucleus
Molecular function (GO): ubiquitin conjugating enzyme activity
Source: RefSeq, a predicted model, not a curated record
ACCGCCUUCACGUCAAUAAAGCUCCACAUAUAGGUAGACAGCCUUUAGUUGGUUAACGACAUCGACCGAAACCAAAAGGAAAGGAGAUUUGUCGACCGGGAUUACUUGGCAUACGCACUUAUUCAGCUACUUAAAAAACUGGCAUUGGACGUUUAAACUGCGGGAAAUCUGACAGUGUAACGCCUGAUUUGGCAACUAUCCGAAUACGUAUACGUAGUUUUAGCUCGUUAGCCAGCUAACUACGCUAGCUUGAGAAGAAAGGCCGUCGAGUUGACCCAUCGUCAAUUAUUUAACAGAACGAGUCAACCUGGAAUAUCAAAGCUGUUCCUCACUACUCGGAUCACAAAAUCUUGAAGUUAAAAACCAGAACACAAAAAGAUGGCAUUGAAAAGGAUCCACAAGGAGCUGAAUGACCUGGCUCGUGACCCUCCGGCACAGUGCUCAGCUGGCCCAGUGGGUGAUGACAUGUUUCACUGGCAAGCAACAAUCAUGGGACCUAGUGACAGUCCAUAUCAGGGAGGUGUUUUCUUCUUGACAAUUCAUUUUCCAACAGACUACCCCUUCAAACCACCCAAGGUUGCAUUUACAACAAGAAUUUACCACCCAAAUAUUAACAGUAAUGGCAGUAUCUGUCUGGAUAUUCUCAGAUCACAGUGGUCUCCAGCACUCACUAUUUCUAAAGUUCUUCUCUCCAUUUGCUCACUCCUAUGUGACCCAAACCCUGAUGACCCACUAGUGCCAGAGAUCGCACGAAUCUACAAAACAGAUAGUCAGAAAUACAUCAAAAUGGCAAAAGAAUGGACACAAAAAUACGCGAUGUGAUUGCAUCAUAUGGAAAGCUGGUGGAAAAUGUUCCUGGUUCAAACAAAAUUAUGGGAUUCUGUUUUUCAUUUUUCACUUUGUUUUUGGUUAAUCAAAGCAUUUUACCCCCUUUUUUUCCACCUGUGUGCUCAUAAGAAGAUAGUGUUUUCUCUCUAGGUCACAAGCCAGUUUCUGUAAGAUUUGACUGUUUUGUACAGAGUGGGGAGGAGGGGACAAAAUAUGGUUCUAACACUUGGCUCAAGUAUGCUUCAGUAUGGAUUUGUUUUUUGUUUUGUUUUUUGGUUUUUGUUUCCCCCCCCCCAACUCAAAUUUGGUGAUCUUUUGUCAUUUACUUUACACACACUUGCACCCUAAAGUAGUUCUUUUUUUCCCCUUCUGUUGCUGAACAAAAAGAAAUGGCACUUGUAGCCUGUGUUUUUCCAUACCCUGAUUUUAAAAUUUCAAAUUUGGCAUAAUUUUUUUUUUAUUUGCUAUAAGAAUUGAAAAAAUAAAAAUCAAAAUUCCAAGAAACUGGUUUGUGGCUUCUGUCUGUCUCCUGGACUGAUGUUACAUCAGUAUAUUCUUCUGAUCAAUAGUAUAGGCAUCUGUUAUGAGGAAAGACGUGUAUCUUAUUCCACUAAGUGUGUGUACAGGGAGGCACAUCAGUAUAUAUCAAUGUUAAGGAAACAAAAUAUAAAUUCAAUGUUGUAUUUUAUGCAUGUUAAUAAAGUUAGGCUAUAUCUGAUGUUUCUGCAAAUUAAGUGGAUUGUAAGAUCGAAGAGUUGGAAAAUUUGGUUCCCCUCAAAGACUUUUCCAUUUCUUUUGUUAUUUAGAAGCCAGUAGAUGAGCAGUUAGUUUUUAUGCCCACUCAAACACUGUCUUCUUGUAGCCCUAAAAUAUUGAUGCAAAGCUAAUGGUUGAUAAUCAACUUGUGGCUCUGUUUUUCUUUUUAGUUUCCCUUCAAUAAAGUUACUUAAACCAUA